AUGUUUCAGCUAAUAUACGGAAGGGCUAUCUGCUUCUCAUUCAGAAUUGCACUUCGUGGCAGAGAGUGCAAGCAUAUUUUCAAGAGAGAAUUAAAAGAUCCUGGAACAGUCUUGGGAGAAGUGCGGUGUCUUGAAGCAAAUGAAAUCAAAAAUUCCUGGAAAGUUGAUAACUCACAAACACAUCAAGUUCCUCUUCAAGACCUUCGCAGCCUAGAUGCAAAACCUGACUUGAAAACUUAUGGAUUCACUUAUGUGACCGAGAGGCACAUUGCAGGACCUGAAGAUGUGGAAGAACUUUCGGACGAAUAUAUAUCCGCAUUGGAAGAUGAUUCUGUGGAACUAGUGAAAGAUCUGUAA
This is a messenger RNA of Melampsora larici-populina 98AG31, 357 nucleotides long. RefSeq lists its product as uncharacterized. Bases 1 to 357 code for a protein of 118 amino acids. Lineage: Eukaryota; Fungi; Basidiomycota; Pucciniomycetes; Pucciniales; Melampsoraceae. The record is from RefSeq and is a predicted model, not a curated record. The transcript has 4 exons.